GUUGAUGAGCGCAUCCACCACCUUCACUUGUCCCUGAUCAUCAUGAUAUCUCGCUUUGCAAAGUCUUUUCUGCUACUAGUAGUCGCCCUUCUCGUCCUUACCAUGGUGGGAUUCAUACAUCCCCCAUCCCGGUCAUAUCUUGACCCAUGGACAGGGCAACUAUUUGGUGAAGGAGGCGUCGAAAAUACGCUUAACCUUAACGAGCCACCGCAACCUCCCGCAGAUUCCUCUCCCGACCUCAGUGCCGCCACUGUCAAAGGCGGAGUGAUAAUGGAGAAACUCGGAAAUGCUACGGCGAAGGCAGAACUUGGGAGAGCGACAUGGAAACUCUUGCACACAAUGACUUUGCGGUAUCCUGAGCACCCUACCGAAGACGAACGGCAUGCACUAGCUUCAUAUUUCCAUCUUUUCUCGCGACUGUACCCAUGCGGCGAAUGUGCUGCCGAAUUUCAAGCCUUAUUGAAGAAGUAUCCGCCACAGACCUCGAACAGGCUCAAUGCGGCCCUCUGGUUAUGCUCUGUGCAUAAUGAAGUCAACAAACGACUCAAGAAACCUGAUUUCGACUGUGCACAUCUGGAUGAUACCUACGAUUGCGGCUGUGGAGAUACGCCAAUCAAUGAUCUCAAAAAAACGCCCGAGGAUACGACCAAGGAUGACUUAACUGGUGUGGGUUUGAUACGCGGAGGAAGAUGA
Molecule: messenger RNA, 693 nt
Organism: Marasmius oreades (fairy-ring Marasmius)
Lineage: Eukaryota; Fungi; Basidiomycota; Agaricomycetes; Agaricales; Marasmiaceae
Exons: 7
Coding region: 43-693 (216 amino acids)
Cellular component (GO): mitochondrion
Molecular function (GO): flavin-dependent sulfhydryl oxidase activity; flavin adenine dinucleotide binding
Source: RefSeq, a predicted model, not a curated record